AUGACUUCCCAUGAGCAAUCACUGCUUCUGGCGAUAUCAUGUCUACUCUUGUUGUCGCCACUAUGUGAAGGAUGGUCAUCACUCCCAUCGCCACGGACCACCAGGCCUAGGGAGCGUACUGUGGCCUUCUCUAAAUCAGCUGUUAUUGGGAAGAACAAGCUCAACAGGCCAUCCUCAUGUUUUCCAUUGCAAUGCCAAUAUCAUCAGGAUGACGACAAUGACGAUGAUUCCAAAAUAGCCCGCCAAGACAACUUGCUUCUAUCACUCGACAAGAUAAUGCGGAAACACAUUUGUAUUCCUGGAUUGAUGCUGGUUGCUUCGUUUGCGCUAUGCUUCUCACAUCCCCAAGGAGCGACCGCCAGCACAUCGGACAUGGCCGUUGGACAGAAAUAUUGGUCCAUCAUGUCCGGUUCCUCCAAAGAAGAUCGGAUUCGAGCCAAUGAGGCUUUGUUGGACUACGCUGUGGGUACCAUUGACACCCAAUAUUAUGACAAUAGCGGAGGGUAUAGAUUUACUCCCGCUGAUUUUUAUCGUCAUUGGCGGUCCUUUCGACGAAUUGCCCUCAGUGGUUCCGAAUCGGCAGAUACCUAUCGACCGAAACUUUUACAAGCGGCCAAUGCUGCACAACCAGCAUUGACACCAGCAACAAUUCCCAGAGGUGUCUCUUUGGACAAUCGAGAAGGUGCCGUACGAGGACUUCGAUGGCUCGUCAGUAACUUGAAUGAUCCCUUUAGCAAGUAUCUGACGAGAGAAGAGCUCAAGGACGAACUUAGUGUCUCUAGAGAUCAUGGAUUUCUAGGCACUGGGGCCAUUGUGGAAGCUCCAGUGGUGUUAGUGGAUUCCAUUACAGCAACACAGCGAGGAGCUAGCAGUCGAGUGGAGUCUACUACAAAUCCGCUACUUGCCCGUGCCACACAAGGUUGGAGGUUUGUGAAUGCUGCUGGUGCUCGGACCACCAAUCAAUUGCAAGCAUCCAAGAAGAAUCUUUCAACUGACAAGGUUUCUAACCUACCAGUGAUUACAGCGAUUGAACCGGAUUCUCCUGCUGAAAGAGUGGGCUUGGUGGUAGGGGAUCGAAUUGUCUCGGUAGGAACAAAGAGUUUCUUGGGCCGAACAAAACUGGAUGUCCGUCGGGCCCUCACUACUACAAGCAAUAAGUACCAAGCUUCUCAACGCACUGUCACAGAGGAUUCUACAACCUCCGUCGACUCACUUGUAGCCGACUUGGUUGUUGCCAAACCCGUUUAUGCCUUUCCGGACUCUUCCAUGAGGGACAUCGUAGUGGGAUACCGCCAGUCACACGUCCGAGUGCCCACCACGCCAAUGGACCAGAAUCCUACCUUUGAAGGAGGGGAUAGUAUGGUACAUUAUCAACUCUUGUCCUCUUUGUCUGGUUCCAUAUUCGAGGAUACCAGUGGUGGCUCUUCCACCAAGAUUGGUUACGUGCGGUUGACAAGAUUCUCCAAGGCUUCCACCAAUGCGUACCUUAAGGCAAUCGAACACUUGGAAGCCGCUGGAGCUCAAUCCUACAUUUUCGAUUUACGAAACAAUUACGGUGGAAAGUUUCAAGAUGCUUUGCUAUUGGCUUCCUCCUUGAUUCGUGAUCCACACGCAAUUUUGUGUUACACGAUGAACGCUCGAGGAGCUUUCACACCGCAUGAAGUAGAAGAAUACGCAGUGGACAAACGGUACCCCGGAUACCUACUUUCGCGAGAGGCAAGUAGCGUCACCUUGGAUCAAUUGCACUGGGAAAAACCCAAAAUGUUCCUACCGAAUGGUCAAGUAGAUUGGGAUCCACCAAGUAGCUAUGCAUCCGUUCACGAACAGGUCGCCAAACGAGGGAUUCAUCGAGUAUCCUAUUACGAAAAUAUGAAUCCCACUACUAAGAAUCAACUAAAGGCUCAAAAGAACCUUGUCUUGUUGAUCAAUGAAGGCACGGCAUCGUCAGCCGAAGUCUUUGCCGCUGCCCUUCGAGACAAUUACCGAACCGUGGCACUGGUCGGUACCAAGACCUACGGCAAGGGUUUGAUUCAGCACACCUUUCCAACUCCCGACGGUGGUGGUCUCCGAUUGACCAUUGCCGAAUACCUCACUCCGAACCUGCAACAUGUAACCCACGUGGGUGGGGCCAAGUACGAUCGUGAUACGGGUGAAUUCUUGGGUGGAGGAUUGAAACCUGACAUUCUCUGCGAAUCGCGACAAGGGAUUCCUGGAAAUAAACGUGGUGAUUUGUGCAUUGGCAUUGCAUUGGAUGUAUUGGAAGAAGCAGCCGCCAAUACUAAUACUGAUAAUGGUUGGCCCAGUAAUACAAAUGAUGGAAAGCAAGGCAAAGAAAUGUCAAAUGACGAGUUUUGGUGGUAA
This is a messenger RNA of Cylindrotheca closterium, 2361 nucleotides long. The record is from the annotation of a GenBank genome assembly. Lineage: Eukaryota; Bacillariophyta; Bacillariophyceae; Bacillariales; Bacillariaceae.